This is a messenger RNA of Leptosia nina, 2334 nucleotides long. Lineage: Eukaryota; Metazoa; Arthropoda; Insecta; Lepidoptera; Pieridae. The record is from the annotation of a GenBank genome assembly.
AUGAACUUCUUCUGCCUUAUCUUAUCAGCAAUAACGAUUGUUUUGGCGGAUGUUGACACAAAUUACUCGAAUGAUUUUAGUAAUUUCGACGGACAAGAAGCGCCUACUUUGAAACCUGUUGAGUUAUUAUCUGCUAACAAUGACAAUAAGAAAAUUUCAGAAGGUCUUAAGUCAACGGUGUCAUUUAAUUAUAGGCAAGAGAGGACAGGGCGUGUCCCUCAAAUAGAGGCCAGAAAAGAAAAUAUUCAGCAUUACUUCCGAGUGCGAAGACCAGUAGAAAGAAGAAAAAUAUUUCAUAUUAGAAAUGACCACAGAUACCGUGGAAAUAUAAAGUCACUCCGUGAUGAUAUUACUCAACCACUCGUUUUGGAGAAUACAAUGACAAACGAAACGCCAAAAAAUGCCAUUACUGGUGGUAAUAAUUCAGAGAAUUUGCCCGAAAUUAUUGAAAUUGUUCAAGGUGAAAUAAUACCGUAUUCACAACAAACAUCUGGUGAUAUGAAACCAACCAAGUUAACCUCAAAUCUUCCGGAAGCAAAUAUCACUUACACCAUUGCUCCCGUUAAAAUUAAUUCUGAUAAGAAAGAAGAAACACCUUCUUUUGAAAGGGAAUUACAUAAGGAGCUUUCUUCAAUAAAUAAUGAGUCAGAAAAAUCAUCGGAGGAAGGACAAGCAAAUACAAAUGAAGAUGACACAAAUAGCUCGUCAGAUGGGAUUAAUGAUGAUUUUAUUGAAGGAAAUCCCGUAAUACAAGAUGAGUCCAAAAUUAUAAGUGAUUCUUUCAAUAAUAGUGACAGAAACACAGAUAAAAAUAACUCAACACCUGACUUUGAAGUCGUAAUAAAAGCGAAAAUAUUAGAACAAAAACCAUUACCCCGAUUAAGGUAUCGCGGUAAUAAAAAGUUUACGUACAGUGACGAAGACAUACCGAGUGUGGUCAUAAAAGAAAUAUCCGAAUCAGGUGCUAUACCUGUGGAAGUUUCCCAUGAAUUAUCCAAUCUGAACAGUGCAACAAAUAUUCCACAAGAAAGCAAGGUCGACGAUAGCACUGAAGUCUCAAUAAAUGAAGAUGCAAAUAAAUAUGAAAGCAGUUCACCAGACACAAUUAUUACUGACAUAGAAACAAAGAGCACUUCAAUAACUCCAUUUUCUAAUACAGACUUAGGAUUUCAAUCAGAAAAUAAACCAAUGCCGAGUAAUAAUAUUUAUGGCGAAGAUGCACAUGUGGGAGAUGUAAGUAACGAAGACUCCACUCCUGUUCAACUAAAUUUGCCUACAGCAUUUAAUCCCGAAUUAAAUUUAUCUUAUAAUGAAGAAAACAGUUCCUCAACCCCUCCGGAAUACACAUCAAGUACUGAAAAUAUUGCACCUUCACCGGCAAUACGUAUGCGUAGAAGAAAACUUAGAAAUCGUAAAAGACUACAGUCACAAAUAACAGAAGCAGAAACUGAACUUACUACACCUGAAAGGAUAUAUCCCGUGAGAGAGAUAACUGCUUCUGAAAUUUCAACACCGAAAUAUUAUGAAGACAACUUACAACCCACAUCACAAAUCCCAGAUUCUAGUAUAGAUACAGAACAGAUUGCUGCUUCCACGAGCUCCUCAACAAACUUAUACUCUACGGAAAGGGUUACUACACAUAAUAAAAAAGCACAUAGACGUUUCCGUCCAAGGCAAAGAUUUAGUAAUCGUCAUACUAUUAGUACACUUAAACCGUCUGAAGAUUUAGAUAAAAGCACAAAUGGUCCAAUUAUUGAGAUCAUUGGCAUUUCUGAAAUUCCAUAUAUCACAAGGUCCACAGAGUCGCCAUCUCGCAGGCAUCGAGGCAGGACGAAAUAUAGAAAAUGGAAUCGAAACAGGAAUAUCAUAUCUACAACACCUUACGAUAAUGAAGCACACUCUACUACAUCAUUAUCCACUACUAAGUCGACGAUUGAAGAUGGAAACGCACUAUUGGAUUUGAAGUCUGGAAUUAUAGAAAAUCCUACAUAUAGCGACCAACGAAAUGAGCAUUCUAGACGAUUCACUAGAAAAAGAUUACAUUUGCGUCCAACCGUUGCAGAAGAAUAUACAACUACGUCACAACCACCAUUUGUAGAGCCGAUUGAUACGACAAAUCGUCCGCAACGUCGUAUGCGAUAUCGCAAUAGAUUUAGAAGAAUUAAAACAACUACCCUAAUACCUGUUUAUAACGAAAACCCGAUAGAAGAGGAAGCUGAGGCAGAUGGUACAACGAUAAACAACGAAGGCACUUCUCAGAAGAAGUUAAACGUCCAGAGCCCUCCGCCACCAGUACCUACUCUAUCUCCAUGGUUCGAUGGAUUUGGAAAAUAA